Messenger RNA from Podospora bellae-mahoneyi, 1166 nucleotides. RefSeq lists its product as uncharacterized. Bases 108 to 773 code for a protein of 221 amino acids. NCBI's taxonomy places the organism in Eukaryota, Fungi, Ascomycota, Sordariomycetes, Sordariales, Podosporaceae. The transcript is spliced from 3 exons. The record is from RefSeq and is a predicted model, not a curated record.
CCGCCUCUCUCCCACUUCAACCCUUCUCCCCCGUGGUGGUAGUGACCACUUUAACCCUUCCUAUCUCACCCACCGUCGUUCAUUGUGCCCCGAACGCGAACCAGACAAUGAAGUUCUGGGCCCUCGUGGCGCUUGCCGCCUCCGUUGCCGCCAUCCCCUUCGACGGCGGUACGAUACACAAACGCGCCGGUGGGAGAAUUCACAUCGGAUAUCGCAUCGUCUCAAAGGAAGAAGCCGACGCCAUCAACGCAAAUGGUGGCAAAGCCGUGCAAUCUCGCGGCACCAUGGGCCGUCAGCUUGGGACAGGGACCUAUAUCUCGCCCGCUUUCCACGACUUCCCUGACUUCGACCCAUCCAAGGGCUAUCCCUGGGACUGCGCCGUGACUGUUGACGCCACCGCGUGGGCAGGCCUCAGGAAAGCCUGGAUCCCCAAGAUGUUCGAGUUCCCUGAGGACAAGGAGAAGAACCCGGAUAAGUGCAAGCCACUGGCACUGUGGACACCGCGAUGGGUUGCAAACCGCAAGCGCUUCCUCAAGUAUCUUGAUCCCACCUCGACACCCGAGAAUACGGUGCUCUUCUCGGUGGUGCUUGGGCACGAGGAAAAGCGGCAGGCCCUGAUCCCACCGGCGAUCAUUGACAGCGUUGACGUGUAUCUCGCCCAGUGUGCCGAGCGGGCGCCGGACUCGGAGUCGAACGCUCAGAUUGGUCAGUUGGGGACGGUGGAUUGGGGAGUGGAGGAUAUGAAGGGCUGGGGUUUGGGAGUGGAGGGGUAGUAGCAAGUCGAGCUGAGAAGGAGCGGUUUCGGGGUGCUGGACGGGAUUUCUUCUACUCGGUGAUCAGGUAUAUUGUUGAUUGACGUGUUGCAGCAUUCAGUGAUCUGGAGUCCGCAUCCCGGCCGAAAACCUAGGCACUAAUCACCUUCUAUGCUGUCAAUGGGAGCAACUUCAUCCCAGCCCUGAAUGUGCAAUGGCCGGAUGCAGGCGCAUCUAACCUACCUACCUGGUUCUCAAGUUAGAAAUCUACCUCGCCCCAAUCUGCCGCGUCAUCUUCUACAUCUCUCCGGGGUAUUUCUGUCUUUGGUCUUUGGGAUGCUGCUCAAAAGCCCCAGGUUUACAAUUCGAUGGUGACUUUGAUACCGAGAUAAAACUGCAUUCAAGUUCACCGCC